AUGGGUGAGGGUGUGAAAAUGGAUGUACAUGUUCUUAUGGGCAAAUCUUUGAUAACUCUAUUUGGAACAAAAUUGUGGAUGCAUGAUUUGAUACAACAAAUGGGUCCGGAAGUUGUUCGUCAAAAAUACCCUGAAAAGCCUGAAAAACAUAGCAGGUUGUGGAUUCCCAAUGAAAUCAUCCGUGUACUUGAUCGGAGUAAGGCGACGAGUGUAGUUCAAAGCAUAUUCCUCCAAUGUCCAACAAAAGACGAUGUUGUUCACUCAAUUGAUAUUGCCUUCUCGAAGAUGGACAGAUUGAGAUUGCUCAAGAUUUGGAAUGUGAAGUUUUCCGGAAACAUCACAUAUCUUUCUAAUGAAUUGCAAUAUCUGGAAUGGCAUUAUUGUCCUUUGAAUUCUUUCCCGUCAGACUUUCAACCGGAUAAACUUGUUGAAGUUCGCAUGUUAUUUAGCCGCAUCAAACAACUAUGGAAGGGAAAAAAGGUAAGAUCACAAUUAAUUGAAUGCAUGUUCAUAAAGCUGAUAGUUUAG
Molecule: messenger RNA, 528 nt
Organism: Rosa rugosa (rugosa rose)
Lineage: Eukaryota; Viridiplantae; Streptophyta; Magnoliopsida; Rosales; Rosaceae
Product: disease resistance protein RPV1-like
Exons: 3
Coding region: 1-528 (175 amino acids)
Biological process (GO): defense response
Source: RefSeq, a predicted model, not a curated record